Linum trigynum is the source of this 1800-nucleotide messenger RNA. NCBI's taxonomy places the organism in Eukaryota, Viridiplantae, Streptophyta, Magnoliopsida, Malpighiales, Linaceae. The record is from the annotation of a GenBank genome assembly.
AUGGGCGGCGCCACCAGGCUAUUCACUCUCCUCACCUCCACGACCUCUUCCUCCCUGCUUCUCCUCCCUCACCACCGCCAAUGCCCGGCUCUUCUCCGCCUUGCCUGCCGCCACCGCCGCCGUCAGCUCUCCUUCUCUUCCAUCCCUCACCGCAUCCGCUGCAGUCACAACCUUCAAUCCUCGACUCCGUCUCUUCCUCCCUCCUUCCGAGCUAAAUCCUCGCGCCAAUUUUACGCUCAGGCCACCUUUGCCGGUCAAUCGUCCAAUUCAUCACAUCAGCCGCCUCCGGCCUUCCAUCAGUGGCCGGAAUGGUCCAAUUUCCUCCAAAAUAUCUCUGCUUUGCGGUAUUUUAAUCGCCAGGUGAUUGACUCGGAAAUUGAAGAGUUCGUGGACCCGACGAAUUUGCCUGAUGAGUUCGUGAGAACUACCAUUGCUUGCUUGGCUUUCGGGCGUGACAGGCCUGAGAUUUUGGGGCUGCUGUCCAUUGCGACGGCAAUUACCAACGGCAUGCCUCUUUUGCUGUUCAAAAAUGGUGAGGAGCUGGUCAGAAGAAUGCAGCUGUUUCUGGAUGGACAGAGCAGAAACGUGCCUAGCACGGAUAGAGCGCAGACAGUUGAUUUGAUGAAGAUCUUAGCGACUUAUGCUGGCAAUGUUAUGCUUUUUGGGAACAUGAACAUAGAUAGCAAGCAAGAGGUUGAGUUAUCUGUUCGUAACAUAUUGGGUCAGUUGUCCCAGUUCAGCUAUAACAGCAUUCCUAGUUUUCAACCAUCUCCAGCUGUGCGAAAUCAGUUCUUAGAGAGAAAUGUUCCAGGACCAAGUCCGGUUGGACCAAAUGUUGAGAUGAAGAAAGGUGACUGGAUUUGUUCAAGGUGUAAUUUUAUGAACUUUGCAAGGAACAUCAAGUGUCUUGAUUGUGAAGAAGCACGCCCGAAGAGACAGCUUACUGGGGGAGAGUGGGAGUGUCCUGAAUGUGAUUACUUCAAUUAUGGGAGGAAUAUGGUGUGCAUAAGGUGUGACUGCAAGCGCCCCGGAGAAGUAUCACUAAGGACCAUGGGGUCUGGACCAGGUCUCGAGUCUGGAUAUGGAACCCAAUCAAAUGGCGGUGAUAUUGAUAACCGUUUGGCUGCCAAUGAAGAGAAGGCACAGCGGUGGUUUAGUAGGAUGUCUCAGAUGGACAAUAGUUCAGACAUCAACAGUGCUAUACCGGAUGAAGAUCUCCCUGAAAUCAUGCCCUUGAGAAAAGGAGGCAAUAUGUUUAAUGUAAGCACAUGGAAGACUCCUCUUGAGAGAAGGCUGAGCAAUGCUCAAAACCAAAAAGCCUCGGGGAAUGAUAGCAACAGGCUUCAACCUACAGAUAACUUUAGGCCCCCUGCUUCAAGCACUGUUGAGCAGAGUGUGUUCGAGGACAAACAAGGUGAUAAUUCUGAUAGCUGGUUCAAGAAAGUUGCAGAGCUACAUAAUGUGGCAGACGUGGAUAGUGCGUUGGCAGAUGAUGAUUUCCCUGACAUCAUGCCAAUGCGCAAGGGCGAAAACAGAUUUGUAGUUCCGAAGAAGAAAGAUCGGUCUCUCACUUCUCCCCUGUACAAGAGACGCGCUGCCAUGGAGCAAGCAAACGAUACAAAUUAUGUACCUUUCGUGCCCUUCCCUCCCAACUACUUUGCCAAGAAGGUUGAUCAACAACAGGAAAGCGGGCAGGGUCAGCGAACAAGGCAAUUGAAACUCCCAAUUCUUCCACGCCAGAGAGUUCGGCUAGCUAUCCCGGGCCUGGAUUUUCGAAUGCAGCAAGGGUUCCUGGUUUAA